CCCGCACAAGGAAAUCAUUUUUACUUAUCAACACAAGUCCGAUGUUUAUGUUGACAUAAAUCGAAGAAUGCCUGCUGAGGGCAAGAGAUCAUUAAACAUGGAGGAGAAAGAGGUGAGCUCCUUUAGUAACAAGGAGAAAGACAGGGAUGGUGAUAGACGGCCCGCCUCCUCCCGGGAUAAAGUGAAGGAUGAAGCAAAGGUGAGUGGCAAGAAAGAUAUUGGUAAGGCCACAGAGGAAAAGAGGAGGAGACUUGAGGAGGACAAAAGAAAGAAGGAAGAAAAGGAGCGGAAACGGAAAGAGGAGGUGAAACAGAAGGCAGAGGAGGAGCAGAGGAAGAAGGAGGAAGAGGAGAAGAAGCAGCAGGAGGAGCAGGAGAGGAAAGUUCAGGAGGAGGAGGCCAAGAGACAGCGUGAAGAGGAGGCAGCUGAACUCAAGGAGAAGGAGGAGGGCCACCAGCUCCACCAGGAGGCCUGGGAGCGGCACCAGUGCCGGAAGGAGCUGCGUGUCCGCAAUCAGAAUGCCCACGAGGGCCGUCCCGAGGAGACCUUCUUUAGCCGCCUUGACUCCAGCUUGAAGAAGAACACGGCCUUUGUCAAGAAGCUGCGCACGCUCACCGAGCAGCAGCGCGAAGCCCUCUCCAAUGACUUUGGCUCGCUCAACCUCAGCAAGUACAUCGGCGAGGCAGUGGGCUCGGUGGUGGAGGCCAAGCUGAAGAUCUCUGACGUGGGCUGCGCCGUGCACCUGUGCUCCCUCUUCCACCAGCGCUACGCCGAAUUCGCCCCACUGCUCCUCCAGGCCUGGAAGAGGCACUUUGAGGCGCGCAAGGAGGAGAAGGCACCCAACGUGAGCAAGCUGCGCACCGACCUGCGCUUCAUCGCAGAGCUCACCAUCGUGGGCCUGUUCACAGACAAGGAGGGCCUGUCGCUCAUCUACGAGCAGCUGAAGAGCAUAAUCGGGACGGACCGCGAGACACACACACAUGUAUCGGUGGUCAUCAGCUUCUGUAAACACUGCGGAGAUGAUAUCGCAGGCCUGGUGCCUCGCAAGGUGAAGGCUGCACGGGAGAAGUUUGGCCUGGCCUUCCCUCCCAGUGAGAUCAUCAACACGGAGAAGCAGCAUCCCUUCCAGAACCUUCUGAGGGAGUACUUCACCUCGCUCACCAAGCACCUGAAGAAGGACCACCGCGAGCUGCAGAACAUCGAGAGGCAGAACAGGCGUAUCCUCCACUCCAAAGGGGAGCUGAGUGAGGAUAGACACAAGCAGUAUGAGGAGUUUGCCACGUCCUACCAGAAGCUGCUGGCUAACACCCAGUCUCUAGCUGACUUUCUGGAUGAAAACAUGCCAGAGCUUCCACUGGACAAGACUGUGCAGGAAGAGCACGGCCCUGGCAUUGACAUCUUCACCCCUGGGAAGCCCGGGGAGUAUGACCUGGAGGGGGGCAUCUGGGAGGACGAGGACGCCAGGAACUUCUACGAGAACAUGGUGGACCUGAAGGCCUUCGUCCCCGCCAUCCUGUUCAAAGAUAACGAGAAGGGCAAGGACAAAGAGGAGGCUGCUGCUAAAGAGGCUAAAGAUGCUGUGGCCACCACAGAGGAGUUGGAGUCGGAGCUCGAGGCUCUAGACAUCGCUGAUGACCCUCUGGAGCUGGAUGGACCUGACGAGGCAGAGAACGAGGCAGAGCUCGCCAAAAAACUGUUGGACGAGCAAGGUAAAGAUGAAGGGAUCAAGUUAGGGUAUGAGAGAGGUCAGGGAAACAGAGCUAGGGCCCAUUCAUGGGUGCUCAGGGCCAAUCAACUAAACAGAGAACAAGAGGAUGAGGAGGCAAGCACCGGGUCCCACCUGAAGCUCAUCGUGGACGCCUUCAUCCAGCAGCUUCCCAACUGUGUCAACAGAGACCUCAUAGACAAGGCUGCCAUGGAUUUCUGCAUGAACAUGAACACCAAGUCAAACAGGAGGAAGCUGGUCCGUGCUCUCUUCACCGUUCCCAGACAAAGGUUGGAUCUGCUGCCCUUUUACUCCCGUCUGGUGGCCACCCUUCACCCCUGCAUGUCAGAUGUUGCCGAUGACCUGUGCUCCAUACUCAAAGGCGACUUCAGGUUCCAUAUCCGGAAGAAGGACCAGAUCAACAUCGAAACGAAAAAUAAAACUGUAAGGUUUAUUGGGGAGCUGGCCAAGUUCAAGCUGUUCUCAAAAACGGACACUCUGCAUUGUCUGAAGAUGCUGCUGUCAGACUUCUCCCAUCACCACAUAGAGAUGGCCUGCACCCUUCUGGAGACCAGUGGACGCUUCCUCUUCAGAUCCCCCGACUCCCACCUGCGGACCAGCGUCCUCCUGGAGCAAAUGAUGCGUAAGAAACAGGCGCAGCACCUGGAUGCUCGUUACGUGACCAUGGUAGAGAAUGCCUACUACUACUGCAACCCCCCGCCCAUGGAGAAGACCGUCAGGAAGAAGAGGCCCCCGCUGCAGGAGUACAUCCGCAAACUGCUCUACAAGGACCUCUCCAAGGUCACCACAGAGAAGGUGUUGAGGCAGAUGCGUAAACUCCCCUGGCAGGACCCAGAGUCUAAAGGCUACCUGAUCUGUUGCAUGGUCAACAUCUGGAACGUCAAGUACAACAGCAUCCACUGUGUGGCCAACCUACUGGCCGGCCUUGUGGCCUACCAGGAGGACGUGGGCAUCCACGUUGUGGACGGGGUCCUGGAGGACAUCCGCCUGGGAAUGGAGGUGAACCAGCCCAAGUUCAACCAGCGUCGGAUCAGCAGUGCCAAGUUCCUGGGGGAGCUCUACAACUACCGCAUGGUGGAGUCGGCUGUCAUCUUCCGCACCCUCUUCUCCUUCAUCUCGUUCGGGGUGAACCCGGACGGCAGCCCCAGCCCCCUGGACCCCCCCGAUCAUCUGUUCCGCAUCCGCAUGGUCUGCACCCUGCUGGACACCUGCGGGCAGUACUUUGACCGCGGCUCCAGCAAGAGGAAGCUGGACUGCUUCCUCAUCUACUUCCAGAGGUAUAUCUGGUGGAAGAAGAGUGUGGAGGUGUGGAGUGCGGAGCACCAGUUCCCCAUCGACAUUGACUACAUGAUCAGUGACACCCUGGAGCUGCUCCGGCCCAAGAUGAGGCUCUGCAUCUCCCUGGAAGACUCCAUACGACAGGUCACCGAGCUGGAGAGGGAGUUCCUCGUUAAACUGGGUCUGGCCAUGGAUGGACAGAAGGACGGCCGGCCCUCCAGUGCCAUGGGGAGUGAAGGGGAGGCUCUAGACGAGGAUGACGAUGACGACGAUGAAGAGGGAGGGGCGGACACAGAGGAACAAUCUGGCAAUGAGAGCGAGAUGAACGAGCCAGAGGAAGAAAAGCUAGCACACAAUCACACCCCCCAUCUAAGAACCUGCUGUGUGUUCCAGGAAGGGUCUGAGAAUGAGGAAGAGGAGCGGGAGGAGGAGGAGGAGGAGGAGAACACUGACUAUCUGACCGACUCCAACAAGGAGAACGAGACGGACGAGGAGAACAAUGAGGUGACCAUCCGUGGUGGCGGUCUGAAGCAUGUGGCAUGUGCUGAGGAUGAGGACUUCAUCCAGGCUCUGGACAAGAUGAUGCUGGAGAACCUGCAGCAGCGGAGCGGGGAGGCGGUGAAGGUGCACCAGUUGGACGUGGCCAUCCCCCUGCAGCUGAAGAGCCAGCUGAAGAAAGGCCCUGGAGGACCCGUCUGCUCUGGAGAGGGAGACGCAGACAUCUCAGACACUAUGCAGUUUGUCAUGCUCACACGCAAGGGCAACAAGCAGCAGUUUAAGAUCCUGAACGUGCCUCUGUCUUCCCACCUGGCUGCCAACCACUUCAACCAGCAGCAGGCAGAGCAGGAGGAGAGGAUGAGGAUGAAGAAGCUCACUCUGGACAUCAACGAGAGACAGGAGCAAGAGGACUACCAAGAAAUGAUGGCGUCUCUGGCCCAGCGGCCCGCUCCUGCCAACACCAACCGGGAGCGGCGCCCGCGCUACCAACACCCCAAAGGGGCACCCAACGCCGACCUCAUCUUCAAGACCGGAGGAAGACGCUAGACACUUGCAACCUAUGGAUGGAAGGAGCUGCAGUAAUGAUGGUACUGAAGGAGUGAAUGGGGAUGGAUAUUGGGGCAGGAGGUGGAGGGAUGCGUGGAGAAAAGGAGGUGGAUCUUGGAUGGAUGUUUUGGGGAUUUGAGGAGGGGAUAAAUACUUCAGUGAGUGUUCUGGAAGACAGCUACUACAGUAAAGCCCUGCUCUGUCCCCUAAGAGACGCUGAUUGGAGUCUGGCCGAGGGAGCGAUCGAAUGAGAGACAGAGAGCGAGCGGACCAUCGGUCUCGCCUGAGCAGGGUGUGAGUCCGCCAGCCGCCCACUGACGCAAGCGCAGACCCCCACACCUAACCCCGCUGCCGUAGGAAGAGAAGGAGAAGGGGCAUCAACGAGGGGUGGGGAAGAGGGGGGCACCCCAUUCACCCAGCUAAGGUGUUCCAGAGAACACCCCUUCCUUUCUGUGCGUCGCCCGGGACGACACCAGCACAGCAGCACAAACAAGAACGAGAACGAACCAAAAGAUGAAUGAAAGAACAACCGACCAGCUGACGGACAUAUGUACGGACAGACAUGGACGCAGACAAACAGACGCACGGACAGACAGAAGGACGAGGGACUACAGUAUUCUUCUCUUUGCUCCCGUGCAGGAUGAGGAUAUGGUGUACAAGGGCUCACGAGGAGGAGAAUACAAGAGGAGGAGAAUGGACAGAAUGUGUGUGAAAGCAAAGGGGACGGGUGAGGGUGUGACAUCUUUGGAGAUGGACUGUGCUUCUCUUACUGGGAACAGAUCUGUUGUUCAGUCUUUAUCUCUUUAUCUAGCUAAAUCACACACUGUUCAAAGGUAGCUUGAUGGAGGAGGAGGAGAAGGAACACAGACGGGGUCACCACUACUAAAUGACUCGAAAACAAUGGAACAAGGAGGACAGGAUGAUGUACAGAAAGGCGUGGUUGCUUGUGUGUGCAUAUGAGGAAGGGUUACAGAUGUAGGAUCUUAAUUUGAGCCAGUUUGCUACAGCAGGACAAUAAUCCUGCAGCAACAGGAAAUGUGAA
This is a messenger RNA of Coregonus clupeaformis (lake whitefish), 5090 nucleotides long. RefSeq names its product regulator of nonsense transcripts 2-like. Gene Ontology annotation, cellular component: cytoplasm; exon-exon junction complex. Gene Ontology annotation, molecular function: RNA binding; protein binding. The record is from RefSeq and is a predicted model, not a curated record. NCBI's taxonomy places the organism in Eukaryota, Metazoa, Chordata, Actinopteri, Salmoniformes, Salmonidae. The transcript is spliced from 23 exons. The coding region runs from base 68 to 4048 and encodes 1326 amino acids. Gene Ontology annotation, biological process: nuclear-transcribed mRNA catabolic process, nonsense-mediated decay.